AUGGAAGACUGGAUGCCCGAUGACCACGACAUCGACAUCUUGGUCGACAUCGACAACGCCAUUACGUCCAAAGGAGAGGCAACAAAGCAGCCUGACGCGGAAGGACGGACGAUAUCUCCACAGUGUGGACCACCACAAGAGGACUUUGCAUCGGACGAAGACUCCAGUGAUGGCGAAGACAACCUCGAACUCGCGUUGGAGCAGAGUCAAAACGACUCGGACGUGGUCAAGCGUCUUCGUCAUCGCUUGAUUUCGCGUCGGUCGCGACACAAGAAGAAGCGCGAGCUCGUCGACCUUGCUGAGACUGUGUACGCGCUAGAACGUCAGUACCAUGCGCUGCAAUCGUCCUUCCCAAGUCUCCACACCGCGGACACGUCGACUUUAGCCAAGCAAUCCCAGUACAGGAACCUCUUGCAGCUCGCCGACCAACUGCGAGUUGAAAACAACACGUUGCAGCGCGCCAUCGACAAGCUCAGCGCAUUCGCGUCGUCCGUGCAGGCUUCCACUGCCGCCGCCGACACUUGGACCUUGGACAAUAUUCACUCGAUGACCGUGUGUGACUUUGCUGCAUUUCGACCGCUCUCAGUCGAUCAAUGCCACGACAAACUAGCGCGGAUGCUGCGCGAGAUGUCAGCGUUCGACGUCCCCUCCACUGCGACAACCUACAACAACUUUAUCGACGGGUGGACCGAUCGACGCGACGUCGCAGCGACGCGCCUUGUCAUGAAAUCAUCCAAGUCGAUUCCAGCCAGCAGCGUCGACGGCCUCCUCGACCGGACGUGGCACAUGCUCACGCACGCGAGUCGGCUCCAGCACGUCCUGCCCUUUCUUCGCAAACUCGACGUUCUCCAGGCGCUGCCUCCAUCGCCAUUGUACAAUCACGCGGUUAUUGUCCGACGCGACUUUCAAUUCCGUCGGCAGCCUCGUCAACUGCGCCGCGUCCACUACACGACGCUCCUCGUGGUGUGGCACAAGUCGACUGAGAGCCGCCACCGUCUCACAAGUCAAACCAUCGAUCAACCCGUAACAGAGCAAGCGCUCGGCGACGGCGAGACAUGGAUGAACGAGUGCCUUCAACUCGAAAUCCAACCGGUGGUCGGCGCCGAUGCGUCCGUGGCCCACAUCUCCGUCCAAGGAUGGCAGAUCCACGCGCGGCCAUGCGACGCCCAGGCUGCGCUCGUGAGCACCCUCCAGGCACUCUUGACGUGGGAUCGCGCCGUGCUCCCACCUUGUUAACAUGAAUGCGUCAGAUCCUCGU
This is a messenger RNA of Aphanomyces invadans, 1258 nucleotides long. RefSeq lists its product as hypothetical. The coding region runs from base 1 to 1236 and encodes 411 amino acids. The transcript has 5 exons. The record is from RefSeq and is a predicted model, not a curated record. Lineage: Eukaryota; Oomycota; Saprolegniomycetes; Saprolegniales; Verrucalvaceae.